GUAGGGAAUUAUARGAAAGAUGGCGGCGACCUCAGCAGGACGCGUUUUGACACUUUGCAGACAGUUUCAAAACGCUUUUAGGAUUUCUACAUCGUUAGUCGCCCAACAGUCUGCUCUCACUUUGACCAAAUCUCAGUCUUAUCCUGAUAGGUUAACGUAUCCACUUUUGAGCUCAAAWUGGCACUGUCAUGUUGGCCAGUGUCGGCCUCUGCACACUACCAUCAACAGAAGAGGACUUGAGGAGUUUUUCGACAUACCUGAAAACUGGGGAGAGGCAACAGUGAAGUCAGGAGCACCAUGGGCUGCCAAGCAACUAAGGACGAAAAGUAAUGAAGACUUACAUAAGCUCUGGUAUGUGCUCCUGAAAGAGAAGAACAUGCUGCUUACCAUUGAGCAGGAGUCCAAAAGGCAAAGAAUUCAGAUGCCAAGUCCAGAGCGCCUAAARAAGAUCGAAAGGUCCAUGAAGAGACUAGACACAGUGGUGAAGGAGAGAGAAGACGCCCUCCGCCUGCUCCAGACAGGCCAGGAGAGAGCAAGACCUGGGGCCUGGAGAAAGGACGUCUUUGGACGGGUCUACUGGUACCGGUUUAGAGAGCAUGCCCUUCCUUGGUACAUGAACAAGAGAUACAAACGCAAACGUUUCUACACACCCUUAUUUGUCACCCCCCACAUAAGGCUUCGUCUAGAGAAACACCUCCGUGCUAAGACCAG
Messenger RNA from Salvelinus sp. IW2-2015, 711 nucleotides. RefSeq names its product large ribosomal subunit protein uL29m. Gene Ontology annotation, biological process: mitochondrial translation. NCBI's taxonomy places the organism in Eukaryota, Metazoa, Chordata, Actinopteri, Salmoniformes, Salmonidae. Gene Ontology annotation, cellular component: mitochondrial ribosome; mitochondrial large ribosomal subunit. Gene Ontology annotation, molecular function: structural constituent of ribosome. The record is from RefSeq and is a predicted model, not a curated record.